UAUUACUUGCACUGGCUCUGGCCAUCAGACUGAGCUGAUCUCAUGGCCGUUCUGCCUCGUCGAUCGUUCUAAGAUCCGGCUCAGUACUCUUGCAAUUAAAAAUAAUAAUUAUCAAUCAGUCGCGACUUAAAACUCGCGAUAUCUCCGAGCGACGUUAUUAUUUUUAAAUAAAUACUCAGUAAUUAAAAAAUAAUCUUGUGAACGCUUUUGCGUAAAUAAAAAAUAUAAGUGAUUCAAACCUGAGGAACGAAUGUCCAUUACGGGUUCAAAUAAUUGUCAUAAAUCAGUCGCCUGUAAAACCAGCAAGCACUGGCUCCACCAGGACUCAUUGAUCCAGGUCCCAAAGACGAUUUGACUUAUUUUUGGGAUAAAGUUUACGAAAACCUCCAUCAUUCCGCCUUCAAUCCAGUGCCUACCCGCAGGGUGGCAAUCAUUUCAUAAGGGUUGUAUCUGCGAUAGACUGGUUGGCCAGUCUGUUGGAGUUAAUCUCACAAACAGCGGCAACUGGAAGUUGGCCCUGAACGCAGAGCCCCCGUGGCUUUGCUAGCACCCCCAACGCUGUUAUUGUCUUAAAUCGCCUCCUCACGACUCUUCCAAUUCUCAUUGACAGCUGCCUCAUUGCCGCCUAGCGCCUGCAGAGUGAAAAAUAAUAAAGUCUCCGGAAUCCUGAUAAAGAGUUAAAUUAACAAACUAAAUAAUAAAAGUAUAAUAAUAAAGUUAAAGUUUAAAAUAAAAUAUCAAUCAUGAAAGUUUCAAAUUCAAACGAACGCAUCCACGUGCUGGACAACUCGUCAUCAGUGAUGAGUAUUGUGAAAGACAUUGUUGAUAGUGGGUUGCAAGAAGAAGCUUUUUACGUCCUCGACAUCGGCGAUAUUGUCAAGAAACAUCAAAUAUGGAAGGAUAAGUUGCCACGAGUUGAACCCUACUACGCAGUAAAGUGUAAUGACAGUCCAACUGUCAUUCAAGUACUGGCUGCUUUGGGAACUGGCUUCGAUUGUGCUUCUAAAGUUGAAAUAAAUAAAGUACUUAGUGCUGGUGUUGAUCCAACGCGUAUUAUUUUUGCUAAUCCAGCAAAACCUGCGUCACAUAUUCGUCAUGCUGCUGCAGUUGGUGUUGAUAUUACGACAGUUGACAACGAGAGUGAGUUACAUAAACUCAAGAAACUACAGCCCAAUGCUAAGGUUGUAUUGCGCAUACGCUGCGACGCUGAAGUAUCCCAGUGUCCACUGGGCAUGAAGUUCGGCUGCGACCCCAUCACGGAAGCGCCGAAUCUUCUGCACUUGGCGCGAAUGCUGGACCUUGAGGUUGUCGGCAUCAGCUUCCAUGUGGGCUCGGGUUGCCAGGACCCGCCGGUAUUCCAUCGGGCGAUUCGUCACGCGAGGACUCUGUUCGACCUCGCUAAGGAGAUGGAUUUCAAACCGUAUUUGCUGGACAUUGGCGGUGGGUUCCCUGGUGAUCGCGGGACUAGUAUUGACAAAAUUGCUGAUGUUGUCAAUGGCGCACUUGAUGAAUAUUUUGAAGCCGAUGACGUCCACAUUAUCGCAGAGCCAGGUCGUUUUUACGUCGCCUCAGCAUUUACACUGGCUACAUGCAUUCACAGCAAGCGCUCAGUAAGAAAUGAUAAACUGUCACCGAAUACCAUAACUCACAACAUGUAUUACAUAAACGAUGGCGUGUACGGCUCAUUCAAUUGUAUUCUUUACGACCAUCAGCGCGUUGUUCCCGUUCCACUUAAGACCGGCUGCGGUAAAAUGAUUCCAUCGAGCAUCUGGGGGCCCACAUGCGACGGCUUGGAUCAAGUAGUAGAGAACGUCCUGAUGCACGACUUCGAUCUCGGCGACUGGAUAAUAUUUGAAAACAUGGGCGCCUAUACGUUGCCCGUUGCCUCGCCAUUCAACGGAUUUCCAGUUCCAAAAGUCCACGUCAUUGCUGACGAAAAUGUCUGGCUGGUUCUCAAAGAUAUUUUGCCGAUAACCGAAGAUCAGUUCGUUUUUGGUAACACUCCAGAUAAUUUGCGUCUCGGUCUUGAUAUCGAUGGCUCCAAGAUUGAUGAGUGGAACAAUUCUUCCAUCGAUCUUUCGCCAUCAAAUAUUAUUGAUGAUCCCAACAACUCAUCGCCUUUCAUUUAUGAGUACGUCGAAGUCGAACCCAUAAAUUAAUAUUUUAAAUUCAAAUUAAUAAAAAAUAAAUUUAUAAAUCACAGACAUCUUAAACUUUUGAAGGUACAAUUUAACUGCUGCACAAUUUUAAUUUAUUCAUUCCAAAUUUUUUUUAACUGCUGAUGAUUUAAAAACAAUCACUAGCACAAAUUUUCAGUCAAUUUACAAAGCAUUUUAAUGAAUUUUAACCAACUGCCAUUUUAUCUUUUUUUGUAUUCUUUAAUUAUACAAAAAAAAUUAAUUGCUUUUUUUAAAAAAUAUACGCGCGAUUUUAUUUAAAGUUUUGCAAUAAAAAAAAACGAUAUCAAGUUUGCAGUCAAUAUAUGAUUUAUUUAAAAAAAAAAAAAAAAAGCACAUGUAGGAAAUUCAAAAAACUACAGGUGCAAUUUUCUAAAAUUUUUUUGCGAACGCAGCACGUGGAUGUACCAUUUUUUUUUUUUGAAUAAAUAAGAACGGAUUGAUUAUGACUUAAAAAAAAAAAUAAUUAUUAUAAAGCAGUAAAAAAAAAAACGAAGUUAAAAUCUCGAGGAUAUUAAAAGAGAAAAUUAAUUAUCAUUAAAAAAUAUGAAUAUAAAUUAUCAGUAAAUUUUCUAAGCGAUUCAGUAAAUUCGUCUUUGUAAUGUCGAAAAUAUAUUUUUAAAUUAUCUGAUCUUUAAACUGUUUUAUAAUUUCUUAAUUAUCAUAGAAGACAUUUAAAUUUCGAUUGCAAUCCACGCACUGUAAAAAUUUUCGGAGUAAAUGCGGACCGGAUGACUUUAUUUAAUUUCAUUUACUUGGAGUAAAAUUAACUGCGGGAAGUUUAUUUGAAUAUUAAAACGGUUCGGAGUAAAUUUCAAUUAAAAUAAAAGCGGGAAAAAUAAACUCUGGAUCUCUGUGCCAGAGUGAAUUUGAAUUUAAAUGAAAUUCCGAUUUUUCAGUCUAAAUAUUUAUGACGAAGUUAGCAAACAGAAAUUUUCGGAUUUUUUUUAAAUAAAUCAAUUCCAAAAAAAAAAAUAAAUAAAAAUGCACAUGUAGAAAAUUAAAAAAACUCAAAGUGCAUUUUUUAAAAAAAUUUAUUGCGAUGAAAAAAAUAUCAAACUAAUUAAAUAUCGGCUAAUUUCAGUAUCAUAGAUAUUACGAUAGUAAAGUUAGCAGACAUUUGAAAUUAAAAAAAUUUUUUUAACAGAUAAAUGAUGAAAAAAAAAAUGUUUAAAAAAAAAUGCACAUGUCAGAAAUUUCAUAAACUAUACGUGCAAUUUUUCAAAAUAUAUUUUUUAAUAUUUAUUUUUUUGUUAAAAAAAAUCCAAAAAUUUUUAAAUGUCUGCUUUAUUGUCAUUAAAUAUUUCAUGAUCCUGAAGUUAGCAGACAUUUAAAAAUUUUUGAAUUUUUGUUUUUCAAUAAAUCAAUUGCAAAAAAAAAAAAAAAAAUAUGCACAUGUAGAAAAUUUAAAAAACUACAGGUGCAAUUUUUUCAAAUAUUUUUUUUUAUGGUUUAUCGUCUAAAAAAAAAAUAAAAAAAUUAUUAGACGUCUGCUAACUUCAGUAUCAAAAAAAUUUCACGAGUGUAACAAAGUAGACAUCAGACAAAUGGAAAAUUAUAAAUAAAUAGAGUAAAUAAUUAAUAAAAUGAAACUUAAAAAAAAAAAUGCUCAUUCAAAAAAUUUUGAAAUCAAUAAGUGCAUUUUUCAUAAAUAAUUUUUUUCCAUUAUUUACUCUAUUUAUUUAUAAUUUUAAAUUCACCUGAUAUCUGCUGCAUUCUCACUCAUAAAAUUUCCUGGACCCAAUCGAAUUUUUAUCCCGAUAAAUUUAAAAGUCAUGAUUUAAAUCCGACAUUUUUUUUGUUUUAAUUUAAAAAAAAAAAAGUUUUUAAAAUAUAAUUACUUAGUUCUCGGGUAUCGUUGUGUGAAUGACUAAAAAUUAUAAAACGUAUACUCUUAAUUAAUAGAUAUUCUGUAGUAAUUAGUGGUUGAAAAAUAAUUAACGAAUGCUUAAAUGACUAGAUCGAAAAAAAUCUAUAUAUUGAUACGAAGGCUCUUUAGUAUUUAAAAUAAAGAGCCAAAAAAUUUAUAAAAAUUUUCCAUUUACAAUUGACUAAUUAAUUAAUUACUUAAUUAACUAAUUGAUUAAUUAAUUAGUCGAAUAAACACAAAGAAACAUAAAUGACCGUACAAUCUUUUGUACCUUUGUACAAGCAGUCUGGAUGUCACGAUUGUAGUUAAUUUUGACGGUGCCAUUAAAUUCAUACAUUUACUAUUUUAAAAAAUAUAUAUAUAUUAUAAAAAUUAAUAUAAAAAAUCCAAAAAAAUAUAUGAGUAAUUAACAGUAGAAAAUUAUUGAAGUAGAGUAGAAAAUUAUAUUUAUUAGAGUAGUUCCUGUAUUGUCACAACGAUUUACCGUAGAAACAAUUAAAUUUAUGUAAUUAUUGAUAAAUGUAUUGAUGAAUAUUUAAAUUAUUAUUGAAAAA
Molecule: messenger RNA, 4601 nt
Organism: Microplitis mediator
Lineage: Eukaryota; Metazoa; Arthropoda; Insecta; Hymenoptera; Braconidae
Product: ornithine decarboxylase 1-like
Exons: 7
Coding region: 744-2159 (471 amino acids)
Cellular component (GO): cytoplasm
Molecular function (GO): ornithine decarboxylase activity
Source: RefSeq, a predicted model, not a curated record